GACCCGUAGGCCGCGCGCCGGAAGCGCAGGGCAGCUGGUGCAGAGCAUGGUGGCGGCGGCGCGGGCGGCGGUGUUGCGGCUGCUGCGGGCGGCGGGGUCGCGGGGGAGACUGCGGGGGCUGUUGGCUGCGCCGGACCCCGGCCCCGACCCCGACCCCGGCCCCGGCCCCGGGCGGCUGCGGGCGGCGCUGGGCGCGGGCGCGGCGGGGGCGGCGCUGCUGCUGCUGCUCUGGGGCCGGGACCGGGGCCGGGACGGGGCGCUGCUGCCCCGCGUGUCCGCGGCCGUGCCCGCGCCGCCCCCCGCCGCCACCUCCGCCCGCGCCCGCGCCGCUUUCAACUUCAUCGCCGACGUGGUGGAGAAGACGGCGCCCGCGCUCGUCUACGUGGAGAUCCUGGGCAGGCAUCCUUACUCGGGGCGGGAGGUGCCCAUCUCCAAUGGGUCUGGCUUCGUGGUGUCCCCAGACGGCCUAAUCGUAACCAAUGCCCACGUGGUGGCCAAUCGGCGGCGGGUGCGAGUGAAGCUGGCCAGCGGGGAGCUCUACAAUGCCGUAGUCCAGGAUGUGGACCCCAUGGCUGACAUUGCCACCAUCAAGAUCGAGCCCACGAGCCCUCUGCCCACCCUGCCCCUGGGCCACUCCUCAGACGUGCGCCAGGGGGAGUUUGUCGUGGCCAUGGGCAGCCCCUUCUCCCUACAGAACACAAUCACCUCCGGCAUCGUCAGCUCAGCACAGCGGGGCAGCAAGGAGCUGGGGCUGCCUGGUUACAACAUGGAGUACAUCCAGACCGAUGCUGCCAUUAACUUUGGGAACUCCGGGGGCCCCCUCGUCAACCUGGACGGCGAAGUGAUCGGUGUGAACACGAUGAGGGUGACCUCGGGCAUCUCUUUCGCCAUCCCCUCAGACCGGCUCCGGGACUUCUUGGAGAAGGGGCGGCAGCGCCAGAGCUCCCAGUUUGGCAGCGAGGCGGUAAAGCACCGCUACAUUGGGGUGAUGAUGCUGACGCUGACACCCAGCAUCCUGGCUGAGCUGAAGCGGCAUGACCCCAACUUCCCCGAUGUUGCCUCUGGCAUCCUCAUCCACAGGGUCAUCUUUGGCUCCCCAGCCCACCAGGCGGGAAUGAAGGCCGGUGAUGUGUUGCUGGAGAUCAACAAGCAGGUGGUGCGGUGUGUUGAGGACGUGUAUGAGGCGGUGCGCAUGCACCAGAGCCUGGACAUACUGGUGCGGCGCGGCUUUGACACCCUCCUGGUCCACGUCACGCCCGAGACUGCCGAAUAGAGGCCAGCAAAGCACGGCAUGGCACAGCACGGGCUGCCCACAGUGGGGACUGGGCACCCCAGGCUCCUCAGCACAGAGUCACCCAUCCCUGGGCUGGGACUGGAUGGGGUCAGGCAACACCCCCGCAACGCCUGCUGUACUCAGAGAUGGAGGGUGACUUGCAGAGACUGGCAGCCUUGAGGCAGGGCCUGGCUUGUGUGGGGUUGGGCAGGGCCAGCCUGGUGCGGGGCUGGCAGUGGGAGGGGAUGGGGGCUGCUCUCAGUCGCCUUCGCUGCAAUAAACCAUUUCCUAGGA
Molecule: messenger RNA, 1567 nt
Organism: Alligator mississippiensis (American alligator)
Lineage: Eukaryota; Metazoa; Chordata; Crocodylia; Alligatoridae
Gene: HTRA2
Product: HtrA serine peptidase 2
Exons: 8
Coding region: 47-1273 (408 amino acids)
Biological process (GO): proteolysis; positive regulation of apoptotic process; programmed cell death
Cellular component (GO): mitochondrion
Molecular function (GO): serine-type endopeptidase activity; protein binding
Source: RefSeq, a predicted model, not a curated record